This is a messenger RNA of Plasmodium knowlesi strain H, 1080 nucleotides long. RefSeq names its product NADH-cytochrome b5 reductase, putative. The record is from RefSeq and is a predicted model, not a curated record. Gene Ontology annotation, molecular function: oxidoreductase activity. NCBI's taxonomy places the organism in Eukaryota, Apicomplexa, Aconoidasida, Haemosporida, Plasmodiidae. The transcript has 2 exons. Bases 1 to 1080 code for a protein of 359 amino acids.
AUGAAGCAGACUUUGCAAGAAGGCCUAAACUUCCUCUCAAAGAAUGUGGUGAAUAUCGUAAUUUUGGUAAUGUCUAUAAGUUAUGUUGUCCUAUUUGUAAGGAAAAAUAAAAAUGGAAAAGAAAAAGCAGAUGAUCUGUUUGAACUUUAUAUGAAGGCGAAUGAGAAUGAAGAGUUGAAAGAGGAAGGGGAGAAUGGAGGAUCCAUGCAGAAGGCGUUCUUGGAUGAAAAUAGCAAAGCGUUGAAGCUGAGCAAAAUUGUAAAGCUUACGAACACAGUAAGGAUUUUCAUUUUUUCCUACCCGUGGGAAUAUAGCAAUUUCGGGUUAGGUAUAUGUAAACAUAUAAAAUUUAACGGCCCCAAUCAGCAGGGGAAAAUAAAAGGAAAAUGGAAUGAUAGGGAUGACAGAGAAAAGGAUGCGAAAGAAAUUUUCCGAAGUUACACUCCUAUUUAUGUAGAUAAAAAGAAGAAGGAGGUUCACUUUGUCAUUCGAAUAUACCACCCAGAUCGAAAGUUUGUUGAUGGUGGUAAAAUGAGUGUCCAUUUGGAAAAAAUGCGAAACAAUGAGAUGGUUAAAAUUGCGGGUCCCUUUGGGGUUUUAGAUUAUAAGGGGAGUAACAAAUUUACUUACUUGUCCAAGGUUGUGCAGAUUAAGAGGCACAUCGUUAUGAUUGCCGGGGGAACCGGCAUGGCUCCCUUUUUUCGGCUCAUAAAGCACAUGCUCCUCUUUGACGAUAGGGAGGGUGAGCACCCAUUCGUGACACUCAUCUACGCAAACAGGAACGAGGAGGAAAUUCUACUAAAGGAGGUUUUUGACGAAUACGAGCGAACAUUCGAACGGUUCAAAGCAGUGUACAGCAUAGACGAGUGUCUGGACCCCGCCAAGAGGGACACGUUCGAAAAUGUAGGAUACCUAACGGAAAAUCUUUUGCGCAAGUACAUUCUCAAGUAUCAUAAGCUAGACAUCGAAGUUGAAAACAGCGACACACUCAUUUUGAUGUGCGGCCCUCCCCCCAUGACAGCUUUCCUUAAGAAGGUUCUGAAGGAGGACAUUAAAAUGGAAAAUGUCAUAACGAUUUAG